This is a messenger RNA of Telopea speciosissima, 293 nucleotides long. RefSeq names its product protein REVEILLE 8-like. Bases 28 to 285 code for a protein of 85 amino acids. The record is from RefSeq and is a predicted model, not a curated record. The transcript is spliced from 3 exons. NCBI's taxonomy places the organism in Eukaryota, Viridiplantae, Streptophyta, Magnoliopsida, Proteales, Proteaceae.
AGUGUACUUCUGAUCAGUGCUGCGUAUAUGCCUGUGUUAAGCCUUGACACAAUGGAGGUGCCUAGAGAUGUUUCAGACAGGAAGAAAGUUUGGAGAUCAUAUACCAUAACAAAGCACAGGGGGUUGUGGACUGAUGAAGAGAGUGACAAAUUGGUGGAAGCUCUCCAACUGUUCGAUUGUGAUUGGAAGAAAAUAGAGGAUUACAUCUGCUCAAAGCUAAUAAUCAAGGAGCAGGGCAGGCGCAAAAUUACAAGUCACCCCAAGAAACUGAUGUUAAGGAAAUAAGGACUAUG